This is a messenger RNA of Epithele typhae, 2433 nucleotides long. RefSeq lists its product as uncharacterized. Bases 1 to 2433 code for a protein of 810 amino acids. The record is from RefSeq and is a predicted model, not a curated record. NCBI's taxonomy places the organism in Eukaryota, Fungi, Basidiomycota, Agaricomycetes, Polyporales, Epitheliaceae. The transcript has 12 exons.
AUGGCAUGGCCACCGCGGACUCCCGGUCGCCCGGAACGCAUCCGCAAGAACACCUCACGCCGACAGCGUGACAGCACGGUCCUGAGGCUGGGGGCUGAGCGCUGGGGGCUGGGGCGGGAAACCCGGAGCGCUGCCCUGCGCGACGCCCGCGUGCGCGAGUCGCUCCGUGCCUUUCGUCCGUCGCCUCGAGCCUCAUCCGCCGCGCCGAGCCGCGCCGGGAACGGGUGGGGCUGGGCGUGCGGGGAGUGUAUUGCGAAGGCUCGGGCGAAGGUCGGGAAGAGGCGGGGGCCCGCGCGGGUCCCAGGGCGGGGUGCGCCCGCGCGGGGAGCUAAUCAGCGCGGCCCUGAGCGACGCGGCGCAGGAGGGCGCGCGGCGAGGAUCGAGGGGCGGGUGCCGCGCGCGGCGCGGGAGGGGGACCGGGACGUCGUUGCGCUUUCGCUUUCGCGGUCGGACGAUCCGCUUCGCCGCUGCGACAUGGGUGAUCGCGAACGCGGAGGGUGGGUGCUGUCGGCCACUGUGCCAGUGCGGGGGAUCGCCGGCCGUGCAUGGGGGUGCGGGGGUCGGCUCGAGCGGGGGGAUGCGUCAGGCACGUAUACGUGUGGUGAUCGCGCGGGAGCGGAUGCGAUGCGGAGAAAGGAAAGCGGAAAGGCGAACGUGCAGACGGUGGAGAGCCUCGGCCCUCCAGGAACCUGUGCGAUGGCUGUCGUUGCGCCCCCGGACCCGAGCCUGCACGGUGCACAUGCGUCGGGAUGGGGUGUGUUGUUCUUCGGCAAGUUGGGCUCGAUGGGAGUAGCUUUGCUUGGUAGUCGGAGAUGGAGGCGCGAAGCCACCGAAGGCGGGAAAGGGGCGCCGGGAGCGCAAUUAUUAAUGAUGGACGAGGCGCGCAUUGAGCGGGCUGCACCCACGACAGAGGCGUGCCCCACCCAAUGGGGCCGCGGGAAGCACGAUGCUUUUGUUUCCCGCCCGCAGAGAAAAGCAGGGCCAAGGCGACAGGAUCUCGACAACGCACCUGAAGACCUUGUAUUACAUCUGUUGAGAGAGCGUAACGCCGGAGGCCGCGGAGAACGGCGCUGCAGCGACUGCAGCUGCCGAGGCAGAAGCGCAUCAAUCACGAGCAUGACGUCGACGCGUACCCUCGUCCGGUCCCCGUUCUCCGAAUCCACUUCCCCGGCUACCCCAGCCACAGUAGUGCCGUACCGCGCGGAUGCAAACGGACGCGAAGUUUCUGCAACGGGAGAGCAUGGGCCAACCAGACUCAAGCCUGAGCCUAGGACGCGGCGAUCGCUCUGGCCCAGGAGGAGGACGAUACCGGGAGCGCUGCAGCUGGAGGUCGUUGACGUUCUGUCGUUGACGGCCGCGCGCCGGGGCGGCGGAUACUUCGGCGGGCCAGUCUCCGCAGACUGGCGCAUCAGACGGCGGGAGCAUGUGGGUUGGAUCAACCUCGCUUGGUCGCGCGCCGUCCAGAGGCGGAGUUAUGCUGUCCACAGCCCAACUCCCCAAGGGGCGCGCGUUCUACGAUCAGAGCCCUGCGCGCGCCCACUGAUGCCGUAUGGACGCACCAAGGCCGACGGUGGGAGCGCGUGCGCGGACGCGGGGGCGCGGACGACCUUCGGAGCCGCGACGCUCUUCUCGUGCCGGCACCCUGUGGGAAGCGGCUGGAUGGCGGGGGAAAUUCGUGAGGUAGUUUGGGAUAGCGGCGAGAAGGACCAUUACGCGACGUCCCAAUGGCCGCUCUCCAGAAUCCGGCGGCGCUUGAUCGGCGCGUACGCCUCCGUGAGGGCAUGGAGGGCCAUUUGCAAGGCUGGAAGCGCAGUGGACGGUGAAGGCGAUCGGAAGCUGGAACAACUAAUCAUGCACUCGGUGUCUCGGUUGAGGCUUGAGCCUUCAUCUGGACUGUGGGGUAAGUGGGGAAAUGCGGGACUGCAGAUCGAACCGGUGCCGGAAAUUUGUCUCAUUUUCCUGGUGACUACACAGUGGUAUGAAGCAGAGGUUGGGAAUACGGGAGAAAUUUCCGCUGGCGGCCGCCGACGCAAAACAGGGCGGUCGACUUGGAGCACGGAAGAUAUAGUGUUCAAAAUGAAAGCCAGAAGUCGAAGGGGUGGGAGAGGGAGGAGUGACGAAUCGAGCAGCAACAGUUGGGUGACAGGGCGGAAGGCGAGGUGGAUUGGCUCGGCAGAGAACGAGGGCAUAAAACUCAAAAGGGGAAGGACACAGGAAGAGGGUGCAUUUCCUGUCAUCAUUCCCUGGUCGCGUUGCUCGAGAGUGGAGCGCCAUGAUUUGGGCAUGAUUGAUCGCGCGGUGCUGGAAGCCGCUCAUCUGACUCUCCUGUCCCGCGCACACGUCCACACUUAUGCCGAAGACCCGAAUCAGACGGAUGUGCGCGUCGUCGACCGAGUGCGCGGGUCGUCUUCGGCGCAUGAUCGCGGAGCCUAG